AUGAAAGAAUUUACAGUAAUAUUAUAUGCUGGUGGAAAUAAUAAUUUAUCAGCAAAUUUAUCUAUAUCAAAAUGUUUAUUAUCUAUUGGAAAUCGUCCUUUAAUAUGGUAUAAUCUUCAAAUAAUUCAAUCUCAUUCAUCACUAUCAUCAUCACCAUUACUUAUAUUAACAUCUGACCAAUAUCAACAAGUUCUUGAUGAUUAUCUUUCAUCAUUAAAUAUAACUUAUGAAGUUGUUAUUUAUGGACAAGAUCAUGAAUCAACAAGUGAUGAUCAACAACAAACAGAAGAUAAAUUAGGUACAUUAGAUAUUCUUCGUUCAUACUAUUCCCGUAUUAGAACUGAAUCAAGAUGUCUUAUUACUUGUGAUCUUUUUGGAAAAGUUAAUCUGACACCAUUAAUUAAUAUGUUUAGAGUAAGAGAUGCAUCUUUAUCUAUGCUUUUACUUAAAAGAACGACAUCAAUAACAAAUGGAAAAGAAUCUAUUGUACAACCAGGAGAAAAAAUUAAAUUUACUACAGGUUAUAAUAUAAUAUAUUUAAAUAAUUUACUUAAUCGUUUAUAUGAAUGUCUUCUCUUUUUGGUUUUUUGA
Rotaria sp. Silwood2 is the source of this 591-nucleotide messenger RNA. The record is from the annotation of a GenBank genome assembly. NCBI's taxonomy places the organism in Eukaryota, Metazoa, Rotifera, Eurotatoria, Philodinida, Philodinidae.